CUAGAGUCCAAUCAACGGUUACUUAAGAUUAAACAUAAUUAAAAAAAUAAUAAUUAAUAAGAUAAGGCUAAUCGUUAAAAAACAUUAAACGAUCUGUUUAACUGUAAUGUUGUUAAUGUGCUCGUAAACGGGAAACAUUGAAAUGUUUUCGAGUUAUAUACAUAUAACUAUAUUAUUCGGUCUACUGUUCAAUGCGAUACACAGCUAUGUUCUGCUCCAAGUCCGCAAAACAGACAACCAGUCAAACGUGGACGCGCUCAUCCACAAGGCCGUCCCGCCGAAGCAAUUCCAAAAAAUCGCAAACACAGCGAGAAAACAGUUCAAGAACUACAAACAGUUCAAAAUAAAAAGCGACCCCAACGACAAGGAGUUGGAGAGCGUGAUAUUCGCGAUAAAGACGAACGCUGACGUCAAGAGACGCCACAACGGCCCGGAGUAUGCCAUGGUGUUUGACGACUUGAAGAAGAAGUUUCUGGAUUUUUUCAAUCUACCCGACAAAAACGAUAUUCCAAAUUUGAGAGCUAAAUUGCAGAAGUAUGACAUAAAGCCGCAGUUAGUAAAUUUCAGGGAUGGUAACGGAAAGCCGUCUCUGAUGUACGAGGUGGAGGCGAAGUCAGUGCUGGAUACUAUAAAAGAUACUAUCACCUCGAAGAAAUUCAACAAAAUCGCAAACAAACUAGCACAAAAAGCCGGUCUGAUUUUGCGCACACUCAACGAGGAAUUGAAUAAAAAUUAAAUGCAC
Messenger RNA from Danaus plexippus (monarch butterfly), 742 nucleotides. RefSeq lists its product as uncharacterized. The coding region runs from base 143 to 736 and encodes 197 amino acids. The transcript has 3 exons. Lineage: Eukaryota; Metazoa; Arthropoda; Insecta; Lepidoptera; Nymphalidae. The record is from RefSeq and is a predicted model, not a curated record.